GAAUUCCCAAGGUCUGAAUGAUGACAGAGACACAGGAAAAAGGGCUCCGUGAGAGACUGAUCAAAGAAAGUGAUGAGAUCCCGAAUGAGGAUCCGCGGACGUACUUGCUUCCCUUCCAUCCCGUCGGAAAUGGUCAAUACCGAUUGGGGGCUUGUGAGCAACCUGAACGAAGCCUGAAUGUUCUCCUACUCGGCUUGACAGGAUCAGGGAAGUCGAUGCUAAUGGAGGUGAUGGCCAAUUACGGUUUGGGAAUGACUUUUCAGGAGCCCUAUCGUUUCCGAGUGAAGAAGGAUGAUGGACCCACGAGCAUCAUCACCUCGCACACCUUCUUCACCAGAGACAAGAAGAGGUUCCCCCGUCCAGUAACUCUGAUUGAUACACGAGGUUACUUAAAGCUGACGCCCAAAGAGGACCAGAAUUUGACGGAAGAGAUCCGCGCAUUCCUCCACUUUAACCAUCCGCUGGGCGUCCAUGCCGUCGUCUACGUCCUCCCAAGUUCUCAGGCGAGAUUGACGGCAGAACAGAAAAUGGCAAUACAAAGCAUGGUCCAAGUCUUGGGAGAAAAGAUUCAGGGACUCAAUGAUAUUUCCUAUCUGUUUUGCACAUUCGCGGACGGCAAAAACCUCCCCGUCCUAGAAUCCGUAAAAGAGGCCGGAUUGAAUUUUAAGAAGCAUUUCGCCGCGAACAGUUCUGCUUAUUUCGCGAAAGAAGACAAUGAUGAAUCUUCCAGCGACGAUGACGAGGAGGAAAAGGAAAUAGAGAAAACAACUUCAAUCAAUGGGAAGCUAUGGGAUAUUACGACAGAGAGCAUCAGUGAAUUUCUUGAGGACAUUCAGAAGAACAAACCGAUCCCCGUUCAACCUUCCCGUUUUAAAGGAGAAAAGAAAGAGGAAAGAAAGGAGGGCAUGGAACCAAGAUGGCAUCCCCGAGAUUCUCGUGAGGAACGGGUAUCCCUGAUUAACGGUCACGAGAACACCCUUGAACAACUCCGCGGUCGGAACUUCGGACGCAGAGGGGGCUCUCCAUCUCGACCUCAGAUGGGUGGGCCAAUCGGUUGCCGAAAUCUGAAGGGAGUGAUGCCGAAGAGAAGAUAUGAAUUGGGAGUGUUUUGUCGCCAAACAGGGUUGAAGGACGUGGAGUGGCUGAGGGAGAAGCUUCCACCCUUCCUGAAGAAGUAUGAGGAACUCAUCCUCUCCAUCGUCACCUUCCCUCGAAGGAAAGUAGAGCAUCUCAUGAGGUACCUUGGGGGCAACUUCAUUAGAAUUCGUCGCUGGGUCCCAUUCCAGGCCACGCAAUCCGAGUCCAAAGCAUACAUUCUCUCAUCGACGGAGAGAAAGAAGAGGUAGAAUUGAAUACAUUAAAAUAAAUAUAUAUAUAAACUCGUAUUUCAAUGCCACACCUGGUGUACUAUUAAAAUAUUGGGUUUGGUAGUAGUUAGGCAGUGUGAAUUGCACGUGUUGCCCUCUUCCGAGGUAUUUUCUAUGUUCUGAUGCAAUAUGGAAUUAUUAUAUUGAUCAAUGAAUAUCAGGAAAAUAAACCUCCAGG
Darwinula stevensoni is the source of this 1545-nucleotide messenger RNA. The record is from the annotation of a GenBank genome assembly. Lineage: Eukaryota; Metazoa; Arthropoda; Ostracoda; Podocopida; Darwinulidae.